Hymenoscyphus albidus is the source of this 693-nucleotide messenger RNA. The record is from the annotation of a GenBank genome assembly. NCBI's taxonomy places the organism in Eukaryota, Fungi, Ascomycota, Leotiomycetes, Helotiales, Helotiaceae.
AUGUUAAUUCAUAAUACUGCAGAUACCGUAUGAAUAUACCAACUAUCCAUCAUCUAAAAUAAUCCUAGGAAAAUCCAAUGAAAUCCAUCCUAACAUUCGAAUCGUAGAAUGAUUUUACUUGUGUGAGGUCUUUAGGAUAAUCAAGAACAAUAUUGUGAUGGCUCAGGUAUGUAUUUUUAAUACCACCGACCAAACAACCACCUCCCAUCCUCACAACAAAACAGACUCCCCACUCCCCCCCUCAAACCCCACAAUCCCUCCCCCAACCCUCUUAUAAUCCCCAAAAUACCGAAUCCGAUACCGUCCACUAACCACCUUUCCCCUCUCCACAUCCACCCCAGUAUGCCACCUAACAUCCACCUCACUAAACCCCAGUACCUCACUCGUCCGUCGCCACGUAAAAACCAGAUCCCAAUCCGAAUCAUCCCUCACGGGACUCCAAAUACCAGUGCUCUGAUCGAGUUGCUCGACGCUUAUAUAAGAGUCUUCGAGACGGAGGUUGUUGCGCGGAUUCGCGCCUUGGAAGGUGGCGGUGAUGGUGUCGCCAAUGUGAUAUGCGGGUCGCACGUCUGUGAUUACGUCGCCAAAUUUCUUAAAGAGGGGGGUGGCGUCGAAGACGACGCCGGUGAUGAAGGAGAGGGAGGCGUUGACGUUGUUUGGUGGCAAGGGUCCAGGUUGAGGUUGCGAGACUGA